CUUCACGGCACGGAGCUGUCCAGGGCCAGUGGUGCUGAAACUGCAAGUUUCCGACGCGCCGUUGGAGUAAUUUUUUUCCCCCAGCUUGAUUGCCGAGCCGAGCCUUUGAAAGUUACAUGCGCUUUGGUUUAAGCGUCACUUAACGGAUAUUUAUCCACCGUCAGUGCUCUAUCCAAGAGCGCCUCAAAGCCUUCGACUUCUCAGCCGAUCAAUUAGAGGACUCUCCGAGGCACAACCAUGGCUUUCAUGGUAAAACACAUGGUAGGAGGACAGCUGAAGAACCUGACAGGCGGUCUGACGGAGGAGAAACCCGAAGCAGAGAAAUCAGAUGCCGCCGCGCAGGGGAUGACUCAAGAGGAAUUCGAACAAUAUCAGCAACAGUUAGAGGAGGAAAAACAAGAACGAGAAGCCAAUUUUGCCCAGAAGAAAGCUGAGAGAGCCACCAUUAGAAGUCACUUCCGGGACAAGUACAGACUACCAAAGAACGAAUUAGAUGAGACCCAGAUUCAGCAGGCGGGGGACGAUGUGGUGUUGCCCACAGAGCUGGCCAAGAUGAUCGCUGAAGACAACCAGGAGGAAACGCACAAGCAGUCGGUGUUGGGCCAGCUGUCCAACAUCCAGAACGUGGACAUCGACCAGCUGAAAGACAAAGCCCAGGCCACACUGGACGACCUCAAAAAGCAGACAGAGAAUUGCAGUCUCAUGUGAUCCGGCCAACUCUAAGUCCCAGAAGAUUAGAGUUUUACUUGUACUAAUAUUUUUCAAAGGCAGAGCUGCUCUGGAGGUAAACAUAUUCUUAUUGCUUUAGUGCAAUGCCAGUUGGCAGUGCCACAUAAUAACAGUUUUUUUUCUAGCUCUGCAAAGUUAGA
Molecule: messenger RNA, 869 nt
Organism: Etheostoma cragini (Arkansas darter)
Lineage: Eukaryota; Metazoa; Chordata; Actinopteri; Perciformes; Percidae
Gene: cplx3b
Product: complexin 3b
Exons: 3
Coding region: 238-708 (156 amino acids)
Biological process (GO): neurotransmitter transport; synaptic vesicle exocytosis; regulation of neurotransmitter secretion
Cellular component (GO): SNARE complex; terminal bouton
Molecular function (GO): syntaxin binding
Source: RefSeq, a predicted model, not a curated record